This is a messenger RNA of Symbiodinium natans, 1104 nucleotides long. The record is from the annotation of a GenBank genome assembly. NCBI's taxonomy places the organism in Eukaryota, Dinophyceae, Suessiales, Symbiodiniaceae.
AUGGAGCUCCUCAACGAAGCAUCGGCCACGGACACCGAAGAGGAUGCCAAGUACAGCGCAUUUAACACAGAGCCCUUUGAGCGGAUUCGCAUGUGCGUCGGCAGCCCGGAGACAAACUGCGUGGUGCACCACUUCAUGAAGAAGUACGACAGCGCCAAGGCCCUUUUCAGUGCCGGGUACAUUCGAGACGAAUACCUGGACAAGGGAGGCAUUCUCAGCGCCUUCGGCCCUGCCGAAGGCAAGUACAAGGACUGCCCCAUGCAGAGGCCUGGAUUCAACAUCGAGUGCAAGGAUGGCAACAAAGCUCGUUGGGGCUUCUGCAACAACUGCCAAAGCCAACCCUGCCAGAACGAAGAUAGCGACGAUGCGGACGCCGCUAUCGGCAUUGGACUCGCGGGACAGCGUACAUCCACCGAGGUUGGAGCAGGUUGGACUGCGUACUUCGCCUCAGGGUCGUGCAGCCCUACCAGCACGACCUUCAAGCCCGUGUGGCUCUGGGUCUCCAGCCUUGCGAACUGGAAGCUUGUGCUGAAGGUUGGCAAGACAGCGAAGCUGGGAUUCUCCAGCCCACUCUGGACCAACACGGAGCUCCUCAACGAAGCAUCGUCUCCGGACACCGAGGAGGAUGCCAAGUACAGCGACUUUAACACGGAGCCCUUUGAGCGGAUUCGCAUGUGCGUCGGCAAACCGGAGACAAACUGCGUGGAGCACAUCUUCUCCAAAAAGUACGACAGCGCCAAGGCCCUCUUCAGCGCCGGGUACAUUCGAGACGCAAAGGUGGACAAGGAAGGCAUUCUCAGCGCCUUCGGCCCCGACAAAGGCUCGUACAAGGACUGCCCCAUGCAAAGGCCUGGAUUCAACAUCGAGUGCAAGGAUGGCAACAAAGCUCGUUGGGGCUUCUGCAACAACUGCCGAAGCCAACCCUGCCAGAAUGCAGAUACCGACGAUGCGGACGCCGCUAUCGGCAUCGGAAUCGCGGGACAGGCAACGGACACUGAGCUUGGAGCAGGCUGGACGAAGUACUUCACGUCUACGUCUCGUUCCUGCAAUGGUGGGAAGACCUUCAAGCCCGUGUGGCUGUGGGUGGACAGCCUUGCGGCAUGA